AUGCGCGACCUCUCCGACUGCGUCAUUGCAUUUGGCCGUUCGUUAUUACAGCGUCAUCAAUUUCCGACGCUGGGACCCGGAUUCCCCACCAUCGCGAGCAAGUACAUGAUCGAGUCUCUUUGUAGCCUUCUCAUCCGCGAGGUUGUCGACGACUGGUCGACCACGCUCGAGGGUUGGGGCCGGCAGGAGGCUGAGCUGGGGGUCAUGCGGCGUGCGCGGUCGUGUCCGACGCCGAUCCGCCAGUACGUCCCCGUGCCUGCGUCCGCAAUCCGUUUCAUGCUCGAGUUCGGCUGCCCUGAGACCCUCCCGCGGCGUUCUACCAGCUCUGGACCACCAGCAUCAAGGACGGUUGGAAAACCGGCCGACUACCAUCAUUUCCUGCUCUGGCGCGAGCGUACUGCGACUACGGACAUCGGGACGGACGAGCAGCGAAACACCUUCGAGUGCUUCGAGAUGCUCCCCGCCACGUUUCGGCACGGGUUCAAGGCAGAUGACGAGGAGGAGUUCGACUUUGUGCCGUACCUUAGCUGCUACAUGCGCCUCCAGCGCCGGGUCGGGCGUAACCAUCAAGCCCACAGCACGGUGAUGUACGACUUUGCGUUUGCUCUCGGCAAGGACACAAUAUCGAGCGACAUCCUCAACUCGAUUUCUCUGACGGCGACAUACUGCUGCUCGCAAGAUCGUCAGUCACCACUCAAGGUCAAUGUCGAUAUCAACUACUACGAGCUCGAUCCGACAACUCCUCUUCUGAUGAGCGGUGCCAUCCGCCUCGCCCACAAAUACCUCAUCGAUUCUCUGCGUACGCGCCUCAUCCGCCAAGUGUCGGACGACUGGCCGCUCUCUCUGCACGAAUGGGACCAGCAAGAGGCCGAGGCGCUCGCCAUCGCCGACGCCAUCGCAACAGACCCUGCGGCGCGGCCCGUUGGGUCUCAGCACCUCGCUGAUUGCGUCCCCGAACCCGCGGCCGCAAUCCUCGCGCGCAUCCGCGCGGACGACGACUGGCCUGCGACAUCACCGCCGCGCGUCCACGGCCUCGGGCGGCGGCGCGGAGUCGCCACAUCGCUCAACCUCACCCCUGCCCCUGCCGCCGCUCGUGCGCCUCGCGCGCUGGCCCCUCCUCGGGCGCGACACGCUGCUGCGGUACAUGCGCGGCUGCGCGCGCCUCGACGACUUCCAACGCGGCGUGCUCUCCCCGAGGGCAUCGGCGGCGCGCUCAGCGCGGCGUGCCGGCCGUGGUGGGCGUGGCCCGGCGUCGCGCCCGCGGGCGGCGCGCGGGAGUUCGAGGACGCGCGCGCGCACCCGUGCUUCGAGUUCCUCCGGGCGCUCUUCGAGGACGCGUGGCGGCGGCAGGGCGAGGCGGCGGGCGCGCGUGGGCGCGACCCGCUGCGCGCGCUGAAGGAGUGCCUCGAGUGGGAGCGCGCGCCGGCGCAGGUGCGGAGGGCGUGCCCGCAGGGGCUGUGUCGGAGGUGCGCGGGGGCGCUGGAGGGGUGGGUGCCGGACAUGCGGCAGGCGUUGUGGAAGCGGCUCCCGGAGUACUUCGAGCUUGUGUGA
Epithele typhae is the source of this 1551-nucleotide messenger RNA. RefSeq lists its product as uncharacterized. The coding region runs from base 1 to 1551 and encodes 516 amino acids. The transcript has 6 exons. NCBI's taxonomy places the organism in Eukaryota, Fungi, Basidiomycota, Agaricomycetes, Polyporales, Epitheliaceae. The record is from RefSeq and is a predicted model, not a curated record.